Botrytis porri is the source of this 853-nucleotide messenger RNA. RefSeq lists its product as uncharacterized. Lineage: Eukaryota; Fungi; Ascomycota; Leotiomycetes; Helotiales; Sclerotiniaceae. The coding region runs from base 187 to 636 and encodes 149 amino acids. Gene Ontology annotation, molecular function: peptidyl-prolyl cis-trans isomerase activity. The record is from RefSeq and is a predicted model, not a curated record. The transcript is spliced from 6 exons.
GAACUGAACUGGGAGCUUUUCUUUCUGUGAGCCCCACCAUUUGUUCGAAUAUUAAAUAUUACCCACCACCGGAAACCUUUGAAAACUUCCCCCGCAGCAGCCGUUGAUCCAAAAAUUUACAUAAAGCCAUUCACCCCCUUUCACCUUUCGAAACUUCUGAUUCUCUUUCUACGACCUUCUCUCUACAUGUCAUAUAUAUUCUCACGUCUGAGAUUAUCAACUACAAGAAUUCCAACUCAAGCAAAAUUUCAAUAUAGAAACUUUUCUCGCACAAACGUCAUCAUGGGUGUCACAAAGCAUGUUUUGAAGGAGGGCGAAGGUGCAACUCCUAAGCCUGGAGAUACCGUCACCAUUCAAUACACUGGAUGGUUGAAGGACUCUUCCAAGGGAGACACUCUCGAGACUCAAAAGGGCAACCAAUUCGAUUCCUCUGUCGGCCGUGGUGCUUUCGUCGUUCAAAUUGGUGUCGGCCAAGUCAUCAAGGGUUGGGAUGAGGGUGUUACUCAGAUGAAGGUCGGUGAGAAGGCUACUCUGGAAAUUACCCCUGAUUAUGCCUAUGGUGCCCGCGGUUUCCCCCCUGUCAUCCCAGCCAACUCAACUCUUCUCUUUGACGUUGAGCUCCAAAAGAUCAACUAAAUACGCGAGAUUCAAAAGUUUUCGAUCAUAGACCGCCAUUAAGGCGAGAAGGCUCAGGCUCACGAAGAACGAACGAACGAGUAAAUGAAUACAUACAUAUUGGGUGGUGGCAUACGUGAGCCGCCCAUUAAGUUGAGAAUGAAUACCACGUUGUUUCUAUGAAAUUACCAUGCACUUGGACUUUGUGAUGGUCAUCAAACCUGUGAUUAUUACAUCG